AUGACUACCAAUACUACUACAACUACUACAUUUCAAUCUAUAUUUAGAGUGAAAUAUAUAAGAGAUUUGAUAUUCAAUCAUGUCUAUAAUACAACAAAACAAUUAUGUCGAUGGCGAUCAUUAAAAGGAAGAGAUAUGAUCAAGUUACCUCUACCCGAAAUGAUAUCAAAGUAUGCAAUGCCUUGGGACUUUCAAAGUCAUUAUCUACCAAAAGAUUGUAAUGAAAUACUAUUGGAUAAAAGAAAAAGAGCGAUCACUCUAUAUUGUUGUCAUCCCAAUGCAACAUUGGAUACACUCAAUCAUCUAUUGGAGUGGUCUCCUGGUGUUGGAUUUGAUUGGGAGUAUUUAGAAAAUAAUGGUUAUUGUUUAACGGUUAGAGAUGAAAAGAUAUUGGAAUACAUGGUCAGUAAAUGUCCUCGAAAGAAUUACUAUUUCGAUUGGGCAAUGGAACAAGCAUGCAAACAUGGUCACCUAUCAAUUGUCAAGUUGAUUUGCUCAACCUUUAAAAGUUUACAUAUCAAAAGUGUAGCAAUGGAUACAGCUUGUAGUAAAGGAUUCAUUGAUAUCGUAAAGUAUUUACUCGACAAUAGAACUGAACAAUGGGGUGAAGCUUCCAUGGAUAGAGCAGCAAACAAUAACCAUUUAGAUAUUGUAAAGCUUCUUCAUUUUCAUAAAAGUAGAGCUAUAGGAUGCACUUUUGAAGCUUUGGAUGGGGCAGCUCUAAACGGUUACAUUGAAAUUGUAAAGUUUCUUCAUUUCAAUCGUACAGAAGGUGCAUCAAUCAAUGCUAUGAAUUGGGCAGCUGAAAAUGGAUACAUUGAAAUUGUACAGUUCCUACAUGAACACCGCAGUGAAGGUGCAUCAACCAUGGCUAUGGAUAAAGCAGCUGAAAAUGGACACAUUGAAAUUGUAAAGUACCUUUCCGAGCAUCGUAGUGAAGGUGCAAAGAAUGCUAUGAAUUGGGCAGCUCGCAAUAGUCACAUUGAAAUUGUAAAGUAUCUUUAUUUGAACAGAACUGAAGGUUAUUCCCCAUUGAUCCUAUCAUAUGUUGCUGCAAGAGGAAACAUUGAAUUGGCAUCUUAUCUUGUCAAUACUGUCAAAGUAGAAUGUGAAACAUUUACUUUAAUAGAGUCACUGGAGAGAGGUCAUAUAGACAUGUUUCAUUUUCUAUAUCAUCAUUUCAAAGAGCAGAGUAAGAUUUGGACACCACAGGUGAUGGAUAUAGCUGCUAAAAAUGGAUAUAUUGAUAUUGUAAAGCUACUUCAUUCCAAUAGAACGGAAGGCGCAUCGACCAAUGCAAUGGAUUGGGCAGCUCUAAACGGCUACAUUGAAACUGUACAGUUCCUUCAUUUCAAUCGUACAGAAGGUGCAACAGCCGGGGCUAUGGAUGGGGCUGCUCAAAAUGGCCACACUUAUGUUGUACAGUUCCUACAUGAGCACCGUAGUGAAGGUGCAACCACCAACGCUAUGGAUUGGGCCGCUGGAUAUAACCACAUUGAAACUGUAAAGUACCUUCAUUUAAACAGGACUGAAGGUGCAACUGUCAAUGCAAUGGAUAGAACAACUUCAGUUGAAAUUGUUAAAGUAUUAAAAGAAAGAUACGAUGAAGCUGUCAAAUUGGUUCUACCACAAUUUGUAGGUCCCACAGGAAUAGAAUCAAUUCAAUCCAUAUUGAAACAAACCAAAAAGAGUGAACAUUUAAAUCAAGUCAGACAACUACUCAAGAAUCAUUUACUUGAUCAUCAGGUGCAAGAAUCAACCAAAAAGAAAGUAUUUCUUGUAAUAAUGAAUACAACAACAACAACAACAACAAACACAAUGAAUACAACAACAACAACAACAACAACAAACACAAUGAAUACAACAACAACAACAACAAACACAUUUCAUUGUAUAUUUAGAGCAAAGUACAUUAGAGAUUUGGUAUUCAAUCACAUCAAUGAUUUAACAAAGCAAUUAGACGGUGGUGAUGGUAGAAAACAACGAUCAUUAAAAGGAAGAGAUAUAAUCAAGUUACCUCUUUUUGGAAUGAUAUCAAGAUAUGCAAUGCCUUGGCACUUUGUUAGACACUAUCUACCAACUGAUUGUAAUCAAAUACUAUUAGAAAGAAGAAUUAGAAUGAUCAAUGAAUAUUAUUAUCAUCCCAAUGCAACAUCAGAUACACUCGAUCAUCUAUUUGCACAUCUAUUGGGACGGUCUCAUGGUGUCUUUGAAUUAGAUUGGGAGUAUUUACAGGACAAUGGUUAUAGAUUAGGGAUUAGAGAUGAAAAGAAAUUGGAAUACAUCGUUACUAAAUGUCCUCAAAAGAAUUACAUUUUUGAUUGGGCAAUGGAGCAAGCAUGCAAAUACAAUCAUCUAUCAAUUGUCAAGUUGAUUUGCUCAAACUUUAAAGGUGUACAAUUAAAAGAGAUAGGAAUGUAUAUUGCUUGUAGUAAAGGAUUCACUGACAUCGUAAAAUAUAUACUCGAUAAUAGAACUGAACAAUGGGGUGAAGAUGCAAUGGAUGCAGCAAUACAAAAUGGUCAUUUAGAGGUUGUAAAGGUUAUUUUUUUUGAUAAAAUAAAUGGAGGAGGUACAAGGAAUGCUCUAAAUUAUGCCGCUGAUCAUGGGUAUUUAGAGAUUGUUAAAUUCUUACAUGAAAAUAGUGAUAAAGGAUGCAGUUGUUAUGCUAUGGAUCAUGCAGCUGAAAAUGGGCACUAUGAAAUUGUAAAGUUUCUUUCAGAGCAUCGUACAGAAGGUGCAUCAACCAAUGCUAUGGAUGGUGCAGCUAAAAAUGGACACUUUGAAAUUGUAAAGUAUCUUUCAGAGUAUCGUAGUGAAGGUGCAUACAGAGCUAUGGAUUUAGCAGCUGAAAACGGCCACUUGGAAAUUUUAAAGUACCUUCAUUUCAAUCGUAGUGAAGGUGCAACAGCCAUGGCUAUGGAUUGGGCAGCUCAAAACAGACACAUUGAUAUUGUAAAGUACCUUUGUGAGCAUCGUACUGAAGGAUGUGUAAGAUCUCUAGAAUAUGCUGCUAGGAAUGGUGAUAUUGAAAUGGUAUUAUAUCUAAUCAACAAUCUCAAAGUAAGAUGUUUCAAUUUUACUUUAAAAGAAGUACUUGAUAAAGGUCGUUUAGAUAUUUUCCAAAUACUUUAUGAUCAUUACAAGGAGAAGAGUGAUAUUUGGACAAAAGACAUCAUGGAUUGUGCUGCUAAAAAUGGGUACAUUGAUAUUGUAAAGCUACUACAUUUCAACAGGACCGAAGGUCCAUCAAGAGGAGCGAUGGUUGGUGCCGCUGCAAUGGGCCACUUUGAUGUAGUCAAGUUUUUACAUGAGCAUCGUACUGAAGGUGCAACAAGAGUAGCUAUAGAUUAUGCAUCUCAAAAUGGCCAUAUUGACAUUGUAAAGUAUCUUUAUCAGCAUCGUAGUGAAGGUGGAACGACCGAUGCUAUGGAUUUGGCAGCUGGAAAUGGACACUAUGAAAUUGUAAAGUAUCUUCAUGAGCAUCGUAGUGAAGGUGCAACGACCACGGCAAUGAAUAGGGCUGCUCGAAAUGGCUACAUUGAUGUAGUAAAGUUCCUUUCAGAGCAUCGUACUGAAGGUGCAACAACCGAUGCUAUGGAUUUGGCAGCUCAAAAUGGACACAUUGAAAUCGUUCAAUUGGCUCUCACACAAUUUGUUGUUAACAGCACAGAUACCAUGUCAUCAAUAGAAUCACUUACAAGAGUCAUAAAACAAAUGAAAAAUAGCGAUCAUUUUGAAGUCUAUCAAUUACUAGAGGAUCAUUUCAAACAACUUCAACAAAAACAUCAACAUGCCAUAGCUGGUAAAGGUUUACUUGGCCAAUUCAAGAAAGUGAAAUACAUAAGAGAAUUGGUAUUCAAUCAUGUGACUAGUCAUUCUAAAGGACGAUCAUUAAAAGGAAGAGAUAUCAUCAACUUACCUCGUCUUGGAAUGAUAUCAAUCUAUGCAAUGCCUUGGGAGUUUAUUUGUCAUUAUCUACCAUCGGAUUGUAAUCAGAUACUACUCGAUAGAAGAAAAAGAGUGAUUAGCCAAUACUGUCAUCAUCCCAAUUCAACAUUGGAUACACUCCAACAUCUAUUUGAAUGGUCUGCUAUCGUUGACUUUGAUUGGGAGUAUUUAAAGAGAUGGUCUUUGUGGUCGUUUAGGAAAAGAUAUAUUGGAAUAUAUCAUCAAGAGAUGUCCGACAGAGGAUAA
Molecule: messenger RNA, 4197 nt
Organism: Cavenderia fasciculata
Lineage: Eukaryota; Evosea; Eumycetozoa; Acytosteliales; Cavenderiaceae
Exons: 9
Coding region: 1-4197 (1398 amino acids)
Molecular function (GO): protein binding
Source: RefSeq, a predicted model, not a curated record